This is a messenger RNA of Dryobates pubescens (Downy woodpecker), 2841 nucleotides long. It is a transcript of the gene CALCR, whose product is annotated as calcitonin receptor. Gene Ontology annotation, biological process: positive regulation of cytosolic calcium ion concentration; cell surface receptor signaling pathway; adenylate cyclase-activating G protein-coupled receptor signaling pathway. The transcript is spliced from 12 exons. Gene Ontology annotation, molecular function: calcitonin receptor activity; amylin receptor activity. NCBI's taxonomy places the organism in Eukaryota, Metazoa, Chordata, Aves, Piciformes, Picidae. Gene Ontology annotation, cellular component: plasma membrane; axon. The record is from RefSeq and is a predicted model, not a curated record. The coding region runs from base 36 to 1445 and encodes 469 amino acids.
UCAGCUCCAACGUGUGACUCCAGGAAGAAUCCACAAUGAAAAAAACAACCCAUGGUUGCUUCCUACUGGUCAUCCUUCUAAUUAGAAUGGUUCCAAGUCUUUCUUCUACUGUAAAUUACACUGAUACUACCUUAGAGCCUCUAGUAACUGAGAAUUCAGUCAUACGGCAGAAGAUCAUAGAUUCGCAGUUCAAAUGCUAUGAGAGGAUGAACAGAGCUCCUCCAUAUAAGAAAAAAGGUCUGUUCUGCAACCGAACGUGGGAUGGCUGGUUGUGCUGGGAUGAUACUCCUGCUGGAAGAACCACUGCUCAAAACUGUCCAGAUUAUUUCCCAGACUUUGAUCCAACUGAAAGGGCCUCAAAAUACUGUGAUGAGACUGGGAACUGGUUCCGCCAUCCUGAGAGCAACCGAACUUGGUCCAACUAUACCCUGUGCAACUCUUUCACCUCUGAAAAGCUGAAGAUGGCGUUCAUCCUUUAUUACAUGGCAAUCGUUGGCCAUGCCUUGUCUAUCACAUCCCUCUUGAUCUCCUUAGCAAUAUUCUUCUAUUUCAAGAGCCUCAGCUGUCAGAGGAUAACUCUGCACAAGAAUUUGUUCUUUUCUUACGUGCUGAACUCUGUCUUCACCAUUGCCCACCUCAUCGCUGUCGUCCCCAACCCAGGCCUGGUGAAAAGGGAUCCUGUGAGCUGCAAAGUGCUGCAAUUCUUUCAUCAGUACAUGCUGGGCUGCAACUACUUCUGGAUGCUGUGUGAAGGCAUUUAUCUUCACACCCUGAUUGUGGUGGCAGUCUUUGCUGAGGAGCAGCGUUUGCACUGGUAUUACCUGCUGGGCUGGGGAUUCCCUUUAGUACCAGCAUCUAUCCAUGCUGUUGCCAGAGCCAAAUACUUCAAUGACAACUGCUGGAUGAGUGUUGACACUCACUUGCUCUACAUUGUUCAUGGACCUGUAAUGGCAGCUUUACUGGUCAAUUUUUUCUUUCUUCUUAACAUCGUGCGCGUGUUGGUGACGAAGCUGAGAGACACCCACCGUGCUGAGUCCAACAUGUAUAUGAAAGCUGUCAGAGCCACUUUAAUCCUGGUGCCCUUGCUAGGAAUUCAGUUUGUUAUCAUACCCUGGAGACCAGAAAACAGACUUGCUGGAGAGAUCUAUGAUUACAUCAUGCAUAUAUUAAUGCAUUACCAGGGCUUACUUGUGGCAACUAUAUUCUGCUUCUUCAAUGGUGAGGUACAAGGAGCUCUGAAGAGGCAAUGGACACAAUACAAAACCCAGUGGGGCCAAAGGCGCCGAGAGCACUGCUCCACGCGAUCUACCUCCUGCACUGCCACAUCCAUCUCAGAGGUCCCAGUUUACCUCUACCACCAUGACUCCAACAAUGAACAGUUCAAUGGGAGAUACACAGAGGACUCUGAACUCGUUGCACUAAAAUCUGGAGAGACAUCUGCCUAGCUCAGCACCAUCCACUGUAAACACACCAUUUCAUGUUCUGCUUGUGAACAAAGUAGGAAGAAGGGUAGGAGUGGAAAUCCAAGCCACAUGGGAGAGGGCAAGACCAGCUGAAAGGUACACCUUGCUCAAACCACAUCAGCCUCUGCAAGUAAUGACCUGUGAACAGCAUUUCUUCCUGUGCUGUGCAGCAGGGAGGAAACGUGGGCCUGCCCACCAGGCUGUGUUAUCUCCGUACCUCCUGAUACCAACUGUGUGAAGGGACAACAGUGCCAGGUAGCAAACAGCAAAGGAAGAACCAGGAAGUGGCAACUGGAAACUUCCAGCAAGUUUUGCUUUUGGUUCUUUUCUUCAACAGCAGAUUUUGACCUAUCAGCUUUCAGAAGAUGUAACUGGCUUGGAGUCUUUCACUUGUCCCCUUUUAAUGAGCUUGGUAACACCUCAAAAGAUUUUGCAUGCUGCAAGACAAAUCAAAGAGGAGAGUCACUCCUAAGUAGUCAAAUCUUGAUGGUCUCCAAAGGACAGACCAAAAAUUUGCUAUCCCCAAAGGCUAUCCCAAAAUGUUACCAUCCUAUCAGCAAGCACGUAAGGAAAUCAAGGUGAAGAGGUCAUUGCAUACCAGGAUCACAACACCCCCAGAGAAACAAGCUGGAUCUUUAGGCUGCUUCACACAAGUCCUGAAGGCAUCUCAGAAGAGUUUUUAACAAUAUUGGUGGCUCCUGAAUACUUAUAGAGAAAAUUGUCAACCUGCUGCUGCACCCAGAAGCUCAUCACCAAGGCACAAUUCUUUCACUCUGAAUGAACUGGGACAUUAGUUUGGAAACGGUGAUUUUUCUUUCCUGGCCAUUCUGAGAUGGAUGCUGGGAUAAAAUUAUGAUCAAGGCAGUAAAGAAUCCCAGGGAAGAAGGGAGAAGCUGAUGUCUGCGCACGGGAAGCAGCUAUCUUUAGAGUCUGAUUGCUGCUCUGAGUCCCUGGUUGUUGAUGGUGAUGAUCUCAUGUGUGAGGCUGUCAUCAGCAAAACACGAUGCAGAGUUUUGUGAGUAAUAAGCACCUUUGAGCACAUGUUCAAAGCAUAGUUAGUCUGUGAUUACUGAGGCAGAAAUCAGGUCAGAGAGAAGCUAAUCUGCAGUGAGAAGUUACAAAGCUGUCCCUGCAGAGGUUCUGCAGCUCACGGAAUAAAUGGAAUAUCUGGCUUGGCCCACAGGAAGCUAAAUGCAAAAACCUGCAACACCAAGGAGGCUUUGGAAGGGCUGUGACUCCUAUGGAGUUUGAUGCAUAAGCUGUCUGAUGAAGUUAAUGCCAUUCCUGCCUGCAUCCCUCUGAAAAAAAUUCCCAGCAGCUUUCCCACUCCAGCCCUUGGCUGAGAUGUGUGUGGGCCAUUUCACAUGCUAACAGCUUC